GAGAGAUGGCAGGCAACCAGGUUCUGGUACUGAUUCUUCUCACUCUUCUACCCAUCUCAACGCCUCACACAGCCUUAGCCGCGACUUCUUCUAGCCAAAUAACGACCUACACACAAUAUAUCAAAACAGGUUGCAAUUCAACCCUAUAUCCACAAUUAUGCUACAAGUCCCUCUCCCCAUAUGCCUCCGAAAUCAAAGGAAAUCCCCAAGAACUUUGCAAAACCGCCCUCUCCAUAGCCCUACAGGCAGCAAGAAAUGCAUCCUCCACGGUGUCAAACUUGGGGCAACAGAAGACAUUAACGCCUUAUGAAGCUUCAGUUAUUAAGGACUGCGUCGUGAACAUCAAAGACUCCAUUGAUGAGCUCAAGCAAUCUCUGCAAGCUAUGGACCGUUUAAGUGGUUCGGACAAGGAAUUCCAGUUGAGCAACAUAAAAACAUGGGUUAGUGCCGCCUUGACGGAUGAGAAUACAUGCAACGAUGGGCUUGACGAAGGCGGCCAGAAGAUAAGCGCGGCAGUGAAGAAUAAGAUCAGGAAUAGUAUAUUGAUAGUUGCCAGGCUGACUAGUAAUGCUUUGGCUCUCAUCAACAACCUCAAAAUCUAGCUAAA
Alnus glutinosa is the source of this 607-nucleotide messenger RNA. RefSeq names its product pectinesterase inhibitor 4-like. Gene Ontology annotation, biological process: negative regulation of catalytic activity. The record is from RefSeq and is a predicted model, not a curated record. The transcript has a single exon. Lineage: Eukaryota; Viridiplantae; Streptophyta; Magnoliopsida; Fagales; Betulaceae. Bases 6 to 602 code for a protein of 198 amino acids. Gene Ontology annotation, molecular function: enzyme inhibitor activity.